GGUCGUACGACGAGGAGGUGAGCUGUCUCGGCGGCAUGGAGCUGGCGGAGUUUGCGCGGGACCACGACGUCAGGGCGGAAGGCUGCAUCAUUGGGGAGCCGACCGGCAUGACUGUGGUGAUUGCUCACAAGGGCACCUCCCACUUUUGGGUUCGUGUGCGGGGCAAGGCGGCGCAUUCGUCGCUCGCGCUGACGGGUGAAAGCUGCAACGCCAUCGACUACGCCACAAAACUCAUUACGAAGCUGCGCGAGAUUGCGGAGGAGUACCGCCGGAACGGCACCCGGCAUGACUUCGAGGUGCCGUUCUCAACGCUGUCGACGAACCUCAUCAGUGGCGGCAACGCCUCGAACACCGUGCCCGCGGAGUGCGAGUUCCUCUUCGAGUUUCGAGCGCUUCCCAACGAGACUGUCUCCAAGAUGAUGCAGCAGGUGCGGUCUUACGUGGAGACGCAGCUUCUCCCGGCCAUGAAGGCGGAGUUUGAGGACGCUGAAAUUGUUAUCACGCCGCGGGAUGAAACGCCGUCGUUUGAGGGCAGUGAGGAGGCGCCCUUCACCAAGCUGGCAUGCGCCAUUAACAAUGAUUACAAGGUUUGGAAAAAAAACUAUUGCACGGAGGCGGGCCACUACAGUGGGAUUGCCGGCGCACCAACUGUGAUAUGCGGACCCAAUGGCGGGGCCAUACACUGUGCGAAUGAGUAUGUCACCCCCGCGCAGCUCGACAAGUGCCGUGAGUUUGUUCUGAGGGUGGCGGAGAGCCUCAAGGCGUCCCCUGCCCACCUGUGA
Messenger RNA from Trypanosoma cruzi, 782 nucleotides. RefSeq names its product glutamamyl carboxypeptidase, putative. Gene Ontology annotation, biological process: L-arginine biosynthetic process. Lineage: Eukaryota; Euglenozoa; Kinetoplastea; Trypanosomatida; Trypanosomatidae. The annotation marks the transcript as partial. The record is from RefSeq and is a predicted model, not a curated record. The transcript has a single exon. Gene Ontology annotation, molecular function: acetylornithine deacetylase activity.